Messenger RNA from Tetranychus urticae (two-spotted spider mite), 2308 nucleotides. RefSeq names its product alkyldihydroxyacetonephosphate synthase (gene Agps). The record is from RefSeq and is a predicted model, not a curated record. Gene Ontology annotation, biological process: lipid biosynthetic process. Gene Ontology annotation, molecular function: alkylglycerone-phosphate synthase activity; FAD binding. Gene Ontology annotation, cellular component: peroxisome. Lineage: Eukaryota; Metazoa; Arthropoda; Arachnida; Trombidiformes; Tetranychidae.
CAGUCUCUCACUCUCUGUCUAUUUCUUGUUUCUUUCGUAUUUCAUUUUAUCUUCUUCCUUUAUUUUGUUCGGUUCUUUUCUUUCAAUUCUUGUUUUCAUUCAUUAUCAUCUUCAUCAUCAUCCCCCUCAUCAACCAGUCUUCAAAUGUUUUAACAUCGGUUUUACUUUAACAGUAUCAAGCAUGUCUACAGCUAAAGAACGGUUAACAGCAAUUUCGGGCCAUGUUAACUGUAAUAGUAAAUCCUAUGGAUCAUCAUCACAGACCAGUCCUGAAUUAGAGUCACCACAACCUUUAAUCAAGUCGCCGUCUUCCUCAUCCUCUUCAUUAUCAUCACAUUCAAUCGCCACUAAUAACUCCAUCCAGUUAGAAAAGUCGAAACCAAUACCAGGAAAAGAUACCAAUGAAAACGGUUCAUUGCCCUACAAGAGACAUAAAUUACUCAAGUGGAAUGGCUGGGGCUACAAGGACUCUGGAUUCACAGUUGAUCCAAAUUGUCAUGAUAUUACCUUUACUGGGGAUCGUUAUAAAAUCGGUAACAGGAAGCUUCCAUUGUUCAAGAAAUGGGUUGAGUCAACAUUGUCUGUUGAUCUUAGCAAUAAAUUGACAAGCCAGUGUCAACCUGAUAUAGAAAAUAUUGCCAAACCCAUAAUUAACGAAUCUUUCAUGAAAGAUGUUAAAUUCAUUAAUAUAAAGACUUCUUUUGAUCCGGAGGAUCGUUUAUUCCGUUCCCAUGGACAUUGUCUCCAUGAAAUUUUCAAACUUCGAGAAAAAGGGACCUUAGAAAGAAUACCAGAUCUAGUUGUUUGGCCUAGAAAUCACGAUGAUGUUGUUAAACUGGUUCGUGUAGCCGAUAAAAAUGAUGUUGUCAUUAUACCCUAUGGAGGAGGAACUAGUGUCUCUGGUGCUUUGGAGUGUCCGAUUAACGAGAAGAGAAUGAUCGUCUCUUUAGAUACGUCUAAAAUGAAUAAGAUUCUUUGGAUUGAUCAUAUUAAUUUAACUGCUCAUGCUGAAGCUGGAAUUAUUGGUCAAGAUUUGGAAGCACAAUUGGCAAAAUAUAAUUUAUGUACCGGUCAUGAGCCUGAUUCAUUUGAGUUCAGUUCUCUUGGAGGUUGGGUGGCUACUCGAGCUUCUGGUAUGAAGAAAAAUGUUUAUGGAAACAUUGAAGAUUUACUUAUCCAUGUUAGGAUGGUUUCUUCUAUUGGAACUAUAGAGAAAAACUGUAAUGUACCAAGAAUCUCAUCUGGACCUGACAUUCAUCACAUUAUAUUGGGCUCAGAGGGUACUUUAGGAGUCAUUACAGAAGUAACUCUUAAGGUGAGACCUUUGCCUGAAUGUAAAAGGUACAAUUCAAUUGUGUUUCCAUGUUUUGAAGAUGGCUAUAAAUUCAUGAGAGAAGUUGCCCGACAACGGCUAAAGCCUGCUUCUGUUCGUUUAAUGGACAAUCAACAAUUUAUUUUUGGUCAAGCAUUGAAACCUGAAGCAGAUUCAAUAUGGAUUUCAAUGAAAAAUUUUUUCAAAAAAUUGUACAUAACCAAACUGAAAGGCUUUCGAGUCGAUGAAAUGUGCGUGGCUACCAUUUUAAUGGAGGGUACUAUCGAGGAGGUUGAAACUCUGGAGAAUAAAUUAUUAGAUAUAUCAGCAUCAAAUAAUGGCCUGGCUGCUGGCGAAGAAAAUGGUAAAACUGGUUACAUGUUAACCUUUGUUAUUGCAUACAUCAGGGAUAUCGGCCUUGAUUAUGGUGUUGUUGCCGAGUCUUUUGAAACAUCCGUUCCUUGGGAUAGAUGUCUAGAUGUUUGUAACAAUGUAAAAGAUUGUAUUACUCGUCAAGUGAAAAAGUAUGGAAUCAAAAAGCCCGCUUUAAUUACUUGUCGUAUCACUCAAACAUAUGAUUGUGGAGCAUGUGUUUAUUUUUAUUUUGCCUUCAACUAUCUGGAAGGUGUAACUGGAGAUCCUGUUGACAUUUAUCAUGCCAUUGAGAAUGCAGCCCGAGAUGAGAUUAUCGCUUGUGGUGGAAGUAUUUCACAUCACCAUGGAGUGGGAAAGGUCCGUAAAAAGUGGCUACGUGAGACAGUUUCCGAUACAGGUUUAGGAGUGAUGAAAGCAAUCAAAAAUUAUGUGGAUCCAAAUAAUGUUUUUGCCAAUGGAAACCUGAUGAGCUGAAUUGUGCCUCUAUAAACUAAUACUUUAAUCUUUUGACUUUUUUGUUUGUAUUUGAUAGUAUGAACCAUAAUUUCUUAAUUACACCUAGACUUGUCGUAACAUUGUGACCAAGAAAAUAUAUAAUAUAAAAGCGAAAUUAUUCAUGAA